UAACUUGUUUUUGACUUGCAGUGAUUCGUUUCACUCCUGCUGUUCGUGUUCAACUUGAUCUGUGUUACGUAACUUUAAAAUAGUUUAGCAAACAUGAACUUCGCCGGUAAAGUUGUGCUUAUAACAGGUGCCAGUUCCGGCAUUGGUGCUGCUGCAGCAAAACAAUUCGCUAAACUCGGCGCAAGUCUCGCUCUCACCGGUCGCAACCUCGAUAAUCUUAACAAAGUUUCCUCAGAAUGUGAAUCCGCCGGCGCUCCCAAACCCUACGUGGUCACUGGUGAACUUACAAAAGAAACCGAUGUCAAGAACAUCAUGGACUCCAUCAUCAAACACUAUGGUAAACUCGAUGUGCUGGUUAAUAACGCCGGUGUUCUUGAAACCGGCUCGAUAGAGAACACAAAUUUGGAGCAAUAUGAUCGAAUGAUGAACGUUAACGUCAGAUGCAUUUAUCAAAUGACUCAUUUGGCCGUUCCGCAUUUAAUUAAGACACAAGGCAGUGUCGUAAACGUUUCGAGCGUGAAUGGAAUCCGCGCUUUUCCCGGCGUUUUAGCCUACUGCAUGUCAAAGGCUGCAGUAGAUCAAUUUACCAGGUGUGUCGCACUUGAACUUGCCACGAAAAACGUAAGAGUCAACUCGGUUAAUCCAGGAGUGACUGUUACAAAUCUACACACAAGGGGUGGUAUGAAUGAAGAGCAAUAUAAAGCUUUUCUGCAGAGAACCAAGGAAACACAUGCAAUGGGCAGGCCUGGACAGGCUGAUGAAGUUGCUAACACUAUUGUCUUUUUGGCAAGCAGUGAUUCAAGCUUUAUUACUGGUGCUUCCAUUCCAGUUGAUGGAGGAAGGCAUGCUAUGUGCCCAAGAUAAUUCUUUGCAUUGUAUUGCGAAUAUGUCAUAUUUUUGUUACAUUAAUCAAUAAAACUUGCCUUAAAACAUA
Molecule: messenger RNA, 934 nt
Organism: Dalotia coriaria
Lineage: Eukaryota; Metazoa; Arthropoda; Insecta; Coleoptera; Staphylinidae
Product: 3-oxoacyl-[acyl-carrier-protein] reductase FabG-like
Exons: 1
Coding region: 94-864 (256 amino acids)
Molecular function (GO): oxidoreductase activity
Source: RefSeq, a predicted model, not a curated record